ACAUCCACUGGGUGGCUCUUUUGUAAUGAACCAUUAACCAAGGCUUUACUGAGGACCAAAAACAUAAUUAAGUUCUCUUUCUUUGUUCCUUCUCAUUCUCUCUCCUGCCUUUAUUCCCAUGCAUUCAUUUUCAUUAUUCUCGUAACUCCUCCCACCCACCAUCAAUCUUCAUCUGUCCCUCUCUCUCUCUCUCAUUGGAAGAAGACGCAGGAAGAGGAAGAAUCAGGAGAAGAAGAAAAAUAAGGAAAAACCUGCUCACCUCCAUCUUUGUGUGCCUGUGAAUGAUGACGAUGGUGCGAUGACAAGGUUGGCAAAGGGCGCCAGUGAUGGUUCUCGCGACAGAAUGAAGUGUUUCGCCGGCCGACGUCGGCGAUUGCCAUGCUAGUGGAAACAGGGCUUGCCUUCAAAGUCGG
Molecule: messenger RNA, 413 nt
Organism: Linum tenue
Lineage: Eukaryota; Viridiplantae; Streptophyta; Magnoliopsida; Malpighiales; Linaceae
Source: the annotation of a GenBank genome assembly